ACUUGAUUUGAAUUCUAGUACUGAAAAAUGGGUUCAAGAGUAGCAAUACUCAUGCUAGGCCUCUUGGCCAUGGUUCUUCUUAUCUCCUCAGAGGUGGCUGCUAGGGACUUAGCUGAGAAGGUUGAUAAAGAGAAAAAUAGAUUGGGUGAUGCCAAGUAUGGUGGUGGAGGCUACCCUGGAUAUGGCCACAAUGGAGGAGGAGGAUACCCCGGCUCUCAUCAUGGUGGUAGCGGAUACCCCGGUCACGGAGGAGGAGGGUAUUGCCGAUACGGUUGCUGCGGCAGCGGAUACGGCGGAAGGUGCAGAAGGUGUUGCUCUUAUGCUGGUGAAGCUGUUGAAGCACAAACUCAAGUGGCUAAACCUCACAACUGAGCCUUUGGUGGUGGUGGUGUUUGUAAUUAAUAGUAAUGUUGUCAUUGAAUAAAUAAAUUAGGGCUUGUAGUAAUGAAGAUUGAAGACUCAAGAGGCAUAAAAAGUGAUGUUUGUUGCUCAUCUUUCUUUUUCUUUGGUUGCCCACGGUAUCUUUGUUGGCCAAUGGAUUGCUACAUACAUAAGACAGGCUUGCUUAAACAGACGAUUGAACUGACAACUUGACCAAUCCAAGUUGGUUUGUUGCUCAUCUUUCUUUGCCACUAUAUGCUAGUGUUGAACAUACAUGUCACUCACAUGUUUAAUUUGUGUUAUGUUUAAUUUUAACUUUGAAGUUUAAAU
Messenger RNA from Arachis duranensis, 711 nucleotides. RefSeq names its product dormancy-associated protein 2. Lineage: Eukaryota; Viridiplantae; Streptophyta; Magnoliopsida; Fabales; Fabaceae. Bases 28 to 372 code for a protein of 114 amino acids. The record is from RefSeq and is a predicted model, not a curated record. The transcript is spliced from 2 exons.